This is a messenger RNA of Paramecium sonneborni, 1058 nucleotides long. NCBI's taxonomy places the organism in Eukaryota, Ciliophora, Oligohymenophorea, Peniculida, Parameciidae. The record is from the annotation of a GenBank genome assembly.
AAUAUCUAUGAAAAAUUUAUAUAUUGUUGCAUUGUUGAGUGUUUCACUAUUAACAUUGUAAUUGUACAGUUCAAAUUAAGAGAUAGAUGAAUAUUCAAAAUGGAAAUAGAUUCAUAAAAAGUAAUAUUAAGGAACAGAGGACUCAUAUAGAAAGUAAAUAUUCCACCAGAAUUUAUAAAUUGUGAAUGAUCACAAUGCAAGAUAUAAUUAAGGUUUAGAAAGUUUUUAGAUUGAAACAAACUAAUUUGCUGACUUAACAUUUGAUGAAUUCUCAUCACUUUAUUUAUAUUCUUCAUACCCAGAUCAAGAUAUUAUAAAUAUUAAAUAUGAGAAAAAUCAAUAAAAAUAAACAAAAAGGGCUGAAGUUCUUGAUAAUCAUGAUUGGUCAACUAUUAAUGGUUAUUCUAAAUCAUACAAUUAGGGUAGAUGUUUAGGAUCUUGGGCUUUUGCUGUAGCUGGUUCAAUAGAAAUUGCCAGAUAUUUAGGUGUUUAUGAAUAGAUUUCAGCUUAAUAUUUGAUAAAUUGUGUUUAAUAACAAAAUUCUUGUUUAGAAGGUUCAGUAUAAAAUACUUGGGAUUGGGUUACAAAUAAUACUAACUUUGUUGAUUUGGAAGAAUCUGUGCCAUAUACAGGAAUAAAAGGUGAUUGCAAUUAAUCAAUUGAUAACAUUUAGUUGUUAAAUGAUUAUGUAAUGAAACUUCCAGAUUCUUUUGAUACAGAAGAAGAUUACUAUGAAGCAUUAGAAUUGAAUGCUGUUGUGUAAUUUAUUUAUAAUAAUUAUUAUUAGAUCUCCUCUAUCAGUUUCCAAUAUUUAUUUCUAAUUAUAUAAGUCUGGUGUUUAUAAUAAAGAAUGUGAAGAAAACUAUAAUUAUGAUGCAUUAGUCAUUGGAUAUGAUGCAAGAACAAAUUAACCUGAUGGUCCAUUUUAUAAAUUGAAAAUGUCUUGGAGUUCUAAUUAUGGAGAAAAUGGAUAUGUUAGAGUUCAAAUGCCUAGCAAAUGUAUCAAAAAAAUGUAAUCAUACCCAAAUCGCAGUUGAUAUAAUUAUAUAAUCAUUCCA